Molecule: messenger RNA, 1884 nt
Organism: Paracoccidioides brasiliensis Pb18
Product: exocyst complex protein exo70
Exons: 3
Coding region: 1-1884 (627 amino acids)
Biological process (GO): exocytosis
Cellular component (GO): exocyst
Molecular function (GO): phosphatidylinositol-4,5-bisphosphate binding
Source: RefSeq, a predicted model, not a curated record
AUGGCCGGAAUGCGGAACAUGGUCCAUGCGGAGGAGAGUGCGGAGGUGGAGGUUCUGUACGCAAAUCUGGAGAAGCUCAACACCCUAACCAAGAAAAUCCAAGGUUCCCUGGCUCGGCUUGAAACCAGUGGGAAGGUGGUAAAAGAUGCGAUUGGGCCAAUCUACAGUAACACGCAAUUGUUGCAAGUCACGAAUACCAACAUCGAUAAAAUUAAUGAAGCCAUUGAUCGACUCCGUCAACCCCUAGAUGUCAAAGGAAAGGAGGAGUCGAUCAUCCGCGCAGGUCCUCGGAGCGCUGGGUUGUCGCAGUAUCUGGGUGCUCUAAAACGAGUGGAUCGUGCACUAUCAGAUCUAAACUCUACCAACCUUCGCUCGAACCAGAAAGCAGUGUCCGAAUUUAACGCUUUGCUUAGUACGGGAAGCAGCAAGCUUCAGGAAAUGUUCAGAGCAACCCUACGAGAGAGCGUUGCUACAAUAGAGCCAUUGCAUUACAUAACAAAACAACUACCAUUUCCCACUAUUCCAAGCGAGCAUAUUUUGGAACUCUCACCAGUCUGCGCUGCGAUCAGCUCCGCUGCAAACCAUGGACCCCAGGUCGGACAAACUGAAAAUCCCGCUAUCAGGAUUUACGCCGAUAUUCGCGGGCCAUAUAUCACUUCCAGUUUGCAAAAUUUCGCCACUGCUUCCAUCAACACAGCAAAACGGAGACCAACCGAUGGCCCCUAUCGACAAGGGACUAACGGUAUUGGAAUGUACGCUAGUGGCAUCGAGGGUAUGUUACUUGCGGAGCACGAAAAUAUUUCCCAAAUAUUCCCGCCAGAAGAGCAAGGAAUGGCGCUUCAAGCGACUUGUCGGCCUGCGAUCGCAGAUUUUUCGAAAACCCAACGGGAACUCAAUACGUAUAUCAAAUCCAAUCUUAUGACAGAUUGUUUUCUCGGCUUUGAAAUCAUCGAGAUCGUCACUGGACUAUCAUAUCGACUCGAUGCGGCCACUGGCCAAUUGAAACCUCUCUUUUUUGAAGCCAUGCGGCCGAUUCGGGAAACGGCAAAGUCAGCGCUAUCCGAACUGCUAGAGGAAACACGUCGCAAAGCUUCUUCCGUGGCCGUUUUACCCCCGGACGGGGCUUCGAUCCCUCUCGUGGCCGAAGUCAUGAGCUCCCUCUCUACCCUAACAGCAUACUCAAAACCCCUUGCCUCAAUCCUCACAUCAUUGGGCGACGGGAAUUGGAAACCCUCCAGCAAAUUCAAAAUCACCCCACUAGACGUCAGCCCAGACAGUUUCACCCUGCUCUCCCAUUUCAUCCUUGACAUGAUCGAAACCCUCCUCUCCGCCCUUGAAGCCCGCGCAAGGGUAUUCCACCGUCCCAAACCCAUCCUCGGGGCCUUUCUCGCAAAUGUUAUGUGCGUGGUUGACCGUUCAAUCCGCAAUAGCAGUGAACUCUCUCACUACCUCUCUACUCCAGAAAAUACAGCCCGUCUAGACGUAUGGCGCAAGAAGUGUGUAUCUACAUACCUCGACGCCUGGCGGGAUCCGUCCUCCCACCUCCUCGACGUCCAAUAUACCAGUCGGGGUGGUACACGACCCACAUCUGGAGGCCAGGUUGACUCCGGGGCCAUUGUCAAAUCCCUCUCGUCCAAGGAUAAAGAUAAUAUAAAAGAUAAAUUCAAGGCGUUCAACUCCUCUUUCGAGGAGCUGAUUAUUCGACAUAAAUCGCUAAACAUGGAAAAGGAAGUGCGUACUUUGUUGGCGAGGGAGGUCCAGGCCGUUAUCGAACCGUUGUAUUCUCGAUUCUGGGACCGGUAUCAUGAAAUCGACAAGGGGAAGGGGAAAUAUGUCAAGUACGAUAAAGCAACCUUGUCAGCCCAACUCGCGUCGUUGGCGUAA